This is a messenger RNA of Lactuca virosa, 324 nucleotides long. The record is from the annotation of a GenBank genome assembly. Lineage: Eukaryota; Viridiplantae; Streptophyta; Magnoliopsida; Asterales; Asteraceae.
AUGAAACGUCACCGCCGCCCUACCAUCUUCGUCACCCUUCAUAUUCCCUCUCUUCCACUUCGGUUUUCAUCAAACACAACCCUUUAUCUUCUCCCUUUUCCAUUUCCAAAUCCUCAAACCCUCAACUCUGAAGAUCUCAUUUGCAGAUAUGAAAAUCCUAACCUUGUCCUUCGUAGCCGCCACCCUUCAUCGCAGAUCUGGAACGUCGUUAUCGCCGGAAGUGGAACCUCUAGAUCUCCGUUAGCUGGCGAGGAGGUGGCGUUUCGACGCAGAUCUGGAACAUCAUUAUUUGUCUCUCACACACCAACGAAUGAAGAUCACUAG